This is a messenger RNA of Esox lucius (northern pike), 2752 nucleotides long. RefSeq names its product colony stimulating factor 1a (macrophage) (gene csf1a). The record is from RefSeq and is a predicted model, not a curated record. Bases 179 to 1960 code for a protein of 593 amino acids. Lineage: Eukaryota; Metazoa; Chordata; Actinopteri; Esociformes; Esocidae. Gene Ontology annotation, molecular function: cytokine activity; growth factor activity. Gene Ontology annotation, cellular component: membrane. The transcript is spliced from 10 exons.
UCAGACAGAGUUGGUUAAGGAGAGCUGACCAUUGCAUCGUGAACAUCUUGUGUCACUCUGUUCCUUCUCUUCCUUGCUCCUCAUCAUUAUGCACCUCUAGUGGAAAAUAACAUAUUUGCCAGAGACAAGAACUCUGCUCCAAUGACUCUACAAGUGGACUGUAAUCUAGGUCAGCCAGAUGAACACACGCAAACCAGCCCAGAAAGCCAAGGCUAGGCAUCUGUGCUUUGCCCUCCUCCUCCUUUACUUUCCAGUGGUGUGGUGUGGUGUUCCUGGUCCAUGUCGGUACUCUCUGACAAAGAGUCACCUCGUCAACCUCAAUCGCCUGAUGGACAACCAGUUGGAGAAUGGCUGUCCAAUUACCUACGUAUUUACUGAGCGUCAGAGUCUGAGUGAAGUCUGUUAUGUCAAAGCAGCCUUUCCACAAAUCCUGGAGCUUCUGAACACCCACUUUAGGUUUGCUAGGAAGUCGGACAACGGGCGCUAUGUCAAAGCCUUGAAAAAGGUCAUGUAUGACCUCUAUUCACAGAACUGCAUACCUGAAAUCAACGAAGAGGUAGAAGACAACCCAGUGAAGUUUGUCAGGAUGCACAGCACCUCGCCCAGAGAGGCUCUAAGGAAAGCCUUGGGGCUAAUGGAGAUGUAUAUGACUCUGAUUACCAGGAGCAUUGAGCCCAUCGACUGGAACUGUGAGGAAGAGUAUGCUGAAGACUACUCAGAAUUCACCACAGCCGUCUCCAUCCCAAUGACAGCUGAACCUGAAAGCCAGUGUGCAUGUCCAUCUGUGGGUCCAGUGGCUCCUAAUGACUCCCUGAUGUCCCACAUAAAAUGGAACAAUCCAUCACAGGCCACACUCUCCCCACCUACCUCAGCCAUGCCUCCCAAACCACCCUACCCCCACUUGAGGACCAACAACGCUGACCCUGAGGUGUUUUUUAGGAGUCCUUCUAGCAAAGGUCCCCCCUCUCCCAGGGAGCAACAGAGGACUGUCCCAAAUGGAAGUUCACUUGGAGGGAGUAGAGAGGAAGAGAUUCACUGGGACUCUCGUCCAAAUCCACCCACUGAAACUGAGUCAAAAUCUGCAAUCCAUAGCCGAGUUGCCGACCGCCCAUCUGCACAGAACCCGUCUCGGUAUUCCCCUUCCAACCUGGUUCUCCAGGGAACCACUGGAUCCAAAGACAAUAAUUUUUACUUCCCUGGGACUGAAAGGAUAACAGAGGCAUCCACUGUCAGAUCUGCAGGGAGAGAAACUGACGGCUCACCCCCAAGUUCCUUUACUGUCCCCAGGACCAAAGGUGAUUCACAUGUCCCUUUCCUGUACAAGGUGGUUGGCAUCACUCCCAGUAGUGACAGUGAGAGCUCUGCCUAUUUGUUGGCUAAGAGGUCGCUGGAUGCAAGGACCAAUGAAAUACGUCAAAAUGGGCUUUCAACAGAGAUUCCUCAGCAACAAACAAGAGAAACCCAUCCAGGCACAGAGGUGUAUUCACAUGAUGGGGACCUUGCAAUUAGGAGAGCUACAACUGAGGCAUCGCCACAUUUGAAGAUGACAGAGCCAGAAAGACCACUCACCGCUACAGAGGUCCUGGACCCAGUCAUAAAGACAGAGUCAAAACAUGCUCUCACAUCUUAUGAGGAAGUCUUCCCAGAUAAUCUGUCAAAGAGGACAAAUGUGGAUGAUGCUCCUAUUUCGGAGAAGCACAUUGAAGACUCAGAAAUAGAAUUCCCGAAGGGGGAUACUGGUCAUUCAAGAAUCUCCUACCAGACAGCCUUUAUCAUUGCAGCUGUGUGCAUCGGUUUACUCCUGAUUUCAAUCCAACUAUGUCUCAAUGAGAGAAAGAAACUCCAAGCCCUUCUCCACAGUGACAGCAUCAUUGAAAACCAGAGGGCAUUCAGCAGCACUGAAAAUGUUGAGCUGCAGUACAUAGCCAAGGAUCUGGGAUUGAUUUCAUCUUGUCAAUGAAGUCAAAUGAAAAUAUAUGGAAAUUUGUCUGAACAACUCUAUUACUCAAGAUUUUAAAAUGCCACACUGUUGUAUAUAAAUAGUUAAAAAUAUCUAAAGUAUUCUAUUUUUGUACAAAUUAAGUUUAUUAUUGCUUACCUUUUGGGAGGGUUUUCUACCACGGAAUCUUAUGCUUUAAAGGUUAUACAGUAUCAGCAUGCUUCCGUUUUGUGCUGUUAUAAAGGUUUUAAUGAUUGUAUCGCUAUUGGCACACAACACUAACUUGACUCUUAAAGACUGACUGGACGCUGUUAUAUACAACACACUAUAAAUAUCUCUCAGUAGUGUGGACCACACUAUCCUUCACAUCUCUUUCAGGGCAUUGAUUAACUACUUUACCCUGAUUGUUUCUACUGGCGGUCCCCUAUGGUCAAACGUCUCCUAAUGUGACCUCAGUCAGACUUCAGAGGGGAGCGAUCCUUUUCUUCAAAAAGCAGCAUCUGUGUUUGGACCUGCAUGAGGCUCCCAGUGGCAUUGACAGUCCAGAGUGCAAGACUGCAAGUCAACAUACUGUAUGAAACUCUAUGAAGUCUGUGUGACUAGAAUGCUCUCGAUACUUGCUAAAUGAGUUUGGGUUCUUGAGACAAAGUUAUAUCAGGUGCAAUCCCUUCAAAUCAACAGAGAAAGUAUUGUUUAUUUAGGGAUUAACAAAUUAAAUACAAACUCAACACCCAAAGAAAGAAUUUAACUCUCCACAUACUGGAUUAAUUUGGCAUUUAACAUUCUUUUGUUUUGUCCCUUCCAAACAUAAAU